AUGAUCCAGGCGGCCAUCGAACACUUCGACGAGCAAUUGUUGGGCGUCAACGUGGACUUCGGAGCCGUGAAGGUCACCGUGGGGGAAGGAGUCGUGGCGGUUCACGACUUGACGCUGGAGAAUCCCUACGGCUUCUGGUCCCCAUAUUUUGUGCACAUUGGAGAGCUCUUGGUAGACAUCGAUUUGCAAGCGUUCAUGACGUCCAUGGGGCGACAAGUGGUGAUUGAACGCCUACAGCUGCGUGAUGUAGAUGUCAUCUGGGAAGGUGGUCUGGUCAGUUCCAACCUGCGGCACUUUUUGAAGCUGCUGCAGGGGGACAAGGCUAAGACGCCCCGGCCGGCAUCCGCAGCGAAGGAUGGGGUGCAGACCACUGUCCAAGAGGUGCUUGCGGAAGGCAUGACCUUGAAAAUUGCCAAUUAUUGGCUUUGUGGUUGUGGCCCUCGCAUUAUGGCGGAAGACUUCUAUACCACCAACUUUGCUGAGGAGAAUUUGGCCCUGAGCAUUCCGGAAAUGCUGGUGACCACAAUACUCUCCAGCGUCCUGGCCAGUGUUCUUGGAAGAGACGUUGCCAGGAUCUUGAUGGAGGGCACUUCCAGUGGCUUGCGCUUCUUUGCCGACUGCUUCUGGCAUUUCGUGGCCAUUUGCGGCUACGCCCUACGUUGUUGCAGCCGCCAGCGCCAAGGUCAGCCCGUCCAAGCCAAACCGCGAAAGGCAAAACCCAAAGCCGCGGCCAAGCAAAGUAGUAGCUGUGGCAACUGCGGCAACUGCCUGCCUUGUGAGGCCCUACUAGCUAGAAGACCUGGAAACUGAGGAAACUGAGGAAAGUGAUGGAAAA
This is a messenger RNA of Cladocopium goreaui, 835 nucleotides long. Lineage: Eukaryota; Dinophyceae; Suessiales; Symbiodiniaceae. The record is from the annotation of a GenBank genome assembly.